Molecule: messenger RNA, 1885 nt
Organism: Owenia fusiformis
Lineage: Eukaryota; Metazoa; Annelida; Polychaeta; Sabellida; Oweniidae
Source: the annotation of a GenBank genome assembly
UUCAGGAUCGCAUUUUCGUGCAAAUCGCAUUGACACUUGUAUUCUACAGAACUCUGACGAAAUCGAUAUAUUUAAAUAAAUGAACAGCUUAUAAGUUCAAUAUGAGUUUGUCGGAACAAUUAAAGGAUGGAAGUUUUGAUUUUGGAAAAUUGACCUCCAUAAAUGACAGUGUAGCGCAGGCUGAACUCCUGUUCGGGGUAGCGAAGAGUGUGUCUAGAACUGGUUUCACCCUAGUAAGCAGUGCAUUGAUUCUCUCACUGCUGGCACUUCUAACAAUAGUCUGGAGCACAAAAGACAAUAAAUAUGGACAUUUACCUGGACCACUCCGAUUGCCGUUAUUAGGAAACUUAUUACAAAUAGGUCUACAGCCUCAUAAAUCGUUUACGCAACUGCGAAAGAAAUUUGGCGAUGUCUACCGUGUCUAUAUUGGAGGAUACCCCGUGAUUGUUCUUAAUGGACACGAGUCGAUUAAACAAGCUCUAAUCCACCAGGGAGAGGAUUUCGCUGGUAGACCGCACUUACCCUCUCUCAGCUUCCUUUCCGAGGGGAAAAGCAUGGCAUUCGGGGAUUAUUCUCCAAUGUGGAAGUUACAACACAAGGUCGCCCUUGCGUCUCUUAGGACAAUUACGAAAGACAACGAAUAUGGGGUUGAAGAACUUAUUCAAUCUGAGACGCAACGUUUAUUGCAGAAGCUUUUAGAAUCCAGUGGAACGCCUCAUAAUCCGAUGCCGGAUAUAUUCGACAGUGUAUGUGGUCUAAUUUACAAACUCUGUUACGGAAUCAAUCCUGAUGACGAAGAUCAAGAACAUUUAAUAAAGAUCAACCAUGACAUCAUGGAAUUCCAAAUCAGAGGAAACCCUGCUGAUUUUAUCCCUUGGACCAAAAAACUGAUUGCAUCGCAAUAUAACUCUUAUGUGACAAAUUGUAACACGAUGUUUGACGUCUGCAAUAGGAAAGAAAAUGAGCAUUGGGACACGUAUGACGAUACAAAAAAGCGGAGUAUUCUCGACGCCAUCAUUCGAGCGAACAAUAAUAUAAGUGAAGCAGAUAAACUGUCCACGGGACUUACCAAAGGCCACGUUUUGCAUAUUAUUCAAGACUUUCUGGGGGCAGGAACCCAUGCAGUUACAUUCACCCUCUGCUGGGCGAUUCUAUAUAUGGUGAUAAACCAAGACGUGCAAGCCAAAGUGCAAAAAGAAAUAGAUGACGUAAUUAUGCCUGACGAAGAACCUUCCACCGAUCACAUGACCCACAUGCCCUACACAACGGCCUGUAUCUGGGAGGUUUACCGGUUUGCUUCAAGCGUGCCGUUAGCGUUGCCACACUACACAACUAAGAACACAACCCUAAAUGGUCUUCAAAUACCAAAAGAUACGACGGUAUUGGUCAACCUCUGGUCAAUCAACCGAAGUGAGGAACUAUGGAGAAAUCCCGAUCAGUUCAACCCCGACAGAUUCAUCGAUAAAGACGGUGAUUUGAUCCGAUCAAAAAUGGACCUUGUGAAACCAUUCAGUUACGGCAAACGUCGUUGCUCGGGAGAAAAUCUCGGCAAAUUAGAAGUGUUUCUUAUCUUCGUCAGUCUUCUCAGAUCGUUACAUAUCUCACCAGUACAAGACACGAAAUAUAGUUUGGACGCUCAGUUCGGCCUUGCGCUGAAACCUCAAGACUUUGAAGUUGUUGUGACAAAAAGAAAGUGAUUUUGCUUUCUUUCAAAUUUUAUUUCACAUCUAACUCGAGUAGAAUAUCAAAUUCCAAGUAUAGCAUUAGCCUAUUAUCAUCACGAAUUAUGACAGUCUAGCGCAAAGACUUAGUGGAAUUCAAUUGGCGCAAGUGAAUAAAAUACGCUCCUAUUGAAACCAAUAUCAGAGGCUUUGCGUUAAACUGU